Plasmodium berghei ANKA is the source of this 966-nucleotide messenger RNA. Its product is annotated as conserved protein, unknown function. The record is from RefSeq and is a predicted model, not a curated record. NCBI's taxonomy places the organism in Eukaryota, Apicomplexa, Aconoidasida, Haemosporida, Plasmodiidae. Bases 1 to 966 code for a protein of 321 amino acids. The transcript has a single exon.
AUGGAAAAAUAUAUAAAAAAACAUAAUAAUAUAAUAAUAAACAAUAAAUUAUUUGAUUCAGAACAAAUAUAUGGGCACCCACCCAACCAUAAGAAUUCUGAUGGGGUUUUACGAUAUUAUGGAAAUGGAAGCGGAAAUGUAUAUAAUUCUUCUAAAGGUAAUAUAAUGCAUGGAAAUAAUGGAUGUGGAAAAAGCUUAGGAAAUAAUUAUAGCCAAAUGGUGAUAUCGAAAAAUCAUGGGAAAUAUAAUGAAAAUUAUAUAUAUAUAAAUAACAAUAACAAUAAUGAACAAAAUUAUAGACGAAGUAAACACAAUGAUGAAAUAAAAGAAAUAAUUGAAAAUGGUAAUGUAAAAAGAAAAACAUUAUUAUAUAAUAAUAUUGUAGAUUCAAAUAAACAGCUAACUAACAAAUUAAAUGCAUUAGAAAUGAACACAAAAAGAGAUAGUGAUGUAAAAAGAUGUAUAGAUUAUUUUAAUUCAUUACGUAAAGGAAAUGUUGAUAUUAAAAAAAUACUUGAAAAUAAAAAUUUUAAAGAAUUAAAUAUUCCUAAAGAGCAUUUAGACAAUGGCCAAUUUUUCAAUUAUUUAGAAUAUUAUAAAAAACAUAAUUUAAAAGAAUUAAUAGAUUAUUUUGAUGAAAUUAAUACAAAAGAUAAUAAUGAACGUGUUUCGUCUCAAAAUAAAAAUAAAAUUACUACAUCAGGAUCUAAUAGCGAAAAAAAUAGUUCUAAUGGCAAUAAAUUAAAUAAAGGUGAAGAACAAAAGGGUAUACUAAAUUCGAAACCAAAUGAAAUAUCAGAAAAUAAAACUGAAGAUUUAAAAACAAAUAAAAACAAACGACCUCAAUAUCCUUCAUUCAUUAAUGGCGAUGAAACAGAUGAAAAAUUAUUUUAUCAAAGAAAAAAAACAAAACAUGAAAAAGAGCCAGAUCCAGUAUUUUAUACCAUAGAUGAUUUAUUUGAUUAA